AAGGUUUUUCGGACGGUUGGCGUUGAUAAAGACACUUAUUUGUAUGCAUGCUGAGCAAUUUGGACCUACUAUAAGCUUUUAAAUAGAUACAACUUUAUGGAUCAGAAUUCUAUUUUUUUUCGGAUAGUUUUCGUGAUAACCAAAAAUGGAAAAACAACUCGGGUUUUCAAAGUUGGACGUGCAUAACUUAUUGGCAAGCACUUCGGAUACUCAAAACGAAAACUGUGAUAUUCAGCGACCCUUUGUUUUAGAAAAUGGCGAGCGUCGUUUACGAGAAGGGAGCCCUGUUGAAAAUGACAUCAUGAAAUCCGAACAUGAGCAAUCGUGUUAUGUUGGGAAUGGAACAACCGAUGCACCGCCACAGCUUUCGAAAUCUUUUCAUGGUUCUUUCGGAAAAUUUGAUUUCAAUAUGCUAGAAAUUUUGAAAAAUGACAAAAACAGCGGAAGCGGAAGCAGUGAUGAUGACUUCUGUGGACAAGGCAAAGACAGUUCGGACAUGUUCGGACAAGACUACGAAGAAAACAACAUAAACGGUAAGAUCAGAAUCAGGAAACAAAAGGGUGAGAAAGUCGUACGAUUGAAUAUUAAUGCAAGGGAAAGACGCCGAAUGCAUGACUUAAACGAUGCGCUGGAUGAACUUCGAUCCGUCAUUCCAUACGCCCACAGUCCGUCGGUCCGCAAACUGUCCAAAAUCGCCACCCUCCUUUUAGCAAAAAACUACAUUCUUAUGCAAGGGAAUGCACUGGAAGAGAUGAGGAGGGUGAUCAGUUACAUGAAUGCAACCAGUUCUCCCAUGGCCGCGCCCAACGGAUGCUUCGAUCAUUUUACUGGUUUGGCAAAUAGAUUUCCGCCGGCUGAGAUAAGAGAAAUCGACACGGACGACGAAAGAUUCGCCCAUAUUUUGGCCAAACAGAGUGCUGACCUAAGGUCGAAUAUGCCUGGAUUUCGACGACCGACAUCGGACCUGAAACUUUCCGCCGAUUUUCUGGCAGGUCGGAAUCCGACCUCGAAUGCUGCUAAUUGAAAAUGUGUAGUAUGAAUAAAAGGAUUUUUUACUGAAACAUUGCAGACGUCAAAAUAUGGGAACCUAGUGCUUGACUGGCAUUUUUGAACAGAUUUAUGCGCAAACGAUGCCAAGUAAAAAAAUAAACCAUUUGAAUGUAUAUGACUGUAUUUAAUUAUGAACGUUGUUUACUGUGUAAAUUAAUUAUUUAAAUUAAGUGUUUCAACAGUUUUAUCUCCAUUGCCUGAGAAAGAAAUAUGUAAUUAACUUCUUUUGUAGUGUUGAGAAAAAUAUAAUAUGAAUUCUUUUGUCGCGGGCAUGUUGAUUCAUUUAUGCGUGUUUGGCAGACACUAUGUUUGGCUAUACAAAUAGACAUUCAGUGUUUCAUUCGGAACACCUCGGCCAUUUUCCAUCGAAAACAACCUCGGAUGUAUGCCGUUACAUCAGUAGAAGUAGUUCGUAAAAUUUUAAAUAAUAGUAUUAAUUAUUUGUAGUGUUGUAAUGUGUAUUUUGUAUAUUUAAGAUUAAAUUGAUUGCCAGUUAAGUGUAUUAUUUCAUAAAUUAUUAAGAUUCCCAUGAGUAAGGACAUUAAGUUGAAUUGCUAGAUUGAAAUUACUACGCUAUCUACUUGCAGCGUAAGUAAAUGUAAAGAUAUCUGACCUUGUUUGCCGUCCAUAUACGUCCAAGAUUGUUUUCGAUGGAAAAUGACCGAGGUGUUCCGAAUGUCGGUGAUUGGUAUACUUUAUAAUGUACUUAUGUAUGUUGCAAAACUGUGUAUGUAUGGUAGUCAAUGACAUUGGCUUAUCAUAACAAUGUAUGUACUGAAAAGAAAUGUUCAAUAUACCAGCUUAUAAGAUUUAUUCAAACAAUUAAUGUGAGUGCUUAGAUAUUGUCAACAAUAUUUUGAAACAAAUAGUUGAUUUAUUUAUUUA
This is a messenger RNA of Mya arenaria, 1935 nucleotides long. Its product is annotated as oligodendrocyte transcription factor 2-like. The transcript has a single exon. Gene Ontology annotation, molecular function: protein dimerization activity. Lineage: Eukaryota; Metazoa; Mollusca; Bivalvia; Myida; Myidae. The coding region runs from base 146 to 1024 and encodes 292 amino acids. The record is from RefSeq and is a predicted model, not a curated record.